CGAGUCGCGAAGCGAGGCCAUGGGCAGCUGCGCUUUUUCUGCCCUGCGGCAAUUGGAUCACUUCACGCAGUGUCAACGAGCGAAUUUGCUGUCAAGCCAGUAUUAGCCCUCACUGACUAGAGAUUAUUCUGCUAUUUGGCCGUGCGGCGAAGAAUUCGAACUAGAAACCCCAUCCUGCGUCGCGACCAUGAACGGGGACAACUACUCCUCCAGAGACACGGGUCGCUCUAGAGAGCACCAUGGGUCACGAUACGACCGAGACGAGCGCAGAGACCGCGACCGGGACCGGAAUCGAGAUCGCGGCGAGCGGAGACGUUCAAGAUCUCCCCAUCACCGUUCCUCGCGACGCGAAUAUGAAGCAGACUCUUAUUCCUCGAGUCGAGACUACCGGGCACGCGAAAGGGAAGACAGACACGGCUCGAGGCGAGAUGACCGGGACUGGGACCGAGAUCGAGGCCCGAGACGCCGGGACGAUGACAGGCCACCCAGGAGGGACCGCGACCUGUUUGAUGAUCGCAGAGGAGGCAAUCGCGACCGUGAUCGGACUGGGCGAGAAGACCGCGAUGAAUUCGCCGCUCAAGCCCGAGGCCGCAAGAACAGUCCUCCUCCCAAGAAGAGGGAACCCACUCCCGAUCUUACAGAUGUCGUGCCAAUCUUGGAGCGCAAGAGGAGGAUGACGCAGUGGGACAUCAAACCGCCUGGGUACGAGAAUGUUACCGCCGAGCAAGCAAAGAUGUCCGGCAUGUUUCCCCUGCCAGGCGCCCCUCGACAGCAGCAGAUGGACCCAAGCCGGUUACAAGCCUUCAUGAAUCAACCCUCAGGCGGCGCGACCUCCACAGCAUUGAGGCCUUCCAAUGCGCGCCAGUCAAGGAGAUUGUUUGUCCACAACCUUCCGGCCUCCGUCUCCGAGGAGAGCCUAGUGGCCUUCUUUAACCUCCAGCUCAAUGGUCUGAAUGUCACAAAGGGCAACGAUCCAUGCACACAAGCAAACAUCGCCGAAGAUAGGAGCUUCGCGCUGGUGGAGUUCAAGCAGCCUUCCGAUGCGACGCUGGCAUUGGCCAUGGAUGGAAUCACAAUGGAAGAGCACCAUUCCGAGCUGAACGGCAAUGGGACUGCAUCUCCCAAGGGGUUGGAGAUUCGACGACCCAAGGACUACAUCGUUCCGUCUGCGGAUGAGGAAGCAUAUACAGACGGCGAGAUAUCUACCGAAGUUCCCGACACGGCCAAUAAACUAGCCAUCACCAAUCUCCCACCUUUUUUGACAGAUGAUCAGGUCAUUGAGUUGCUCAAAGCAUUUGGGGAAUUAAGAGCCUUUGUUCUGGUGCGGGACAGCGAUGCACAAGAAUCAAGGGGCAUCGCUUUCUGUGAAUAUACAGAUCCAUCAGUCGCUGGCGUUGCAAUCGAGGGUCUCAAUGGCAUGGACUUGGCAGGCAACGCUGUCAAAGUCACACGUGCCAGUAUUGGAUACACACAAGCUGCCGGGCUUGAGAUGGGCGUCAACGCCAUGUCUAUGUUCGCCGGAACCACCGCGGAGAACCUGGAGGACGGACGGGUCCUACAACUCCUGAACAUGGUGACGCCUGAGGAACUUAUCGAUAAUGAUGAUUAUGAAGAAAUCUGCGAAGAUGUAAUGGAAGAAUGCCAAAAGUACGGCAAGAUCUUGGCCAUGAAGAUUCCGCGACCAUCUAUGGGAAGUCGGCAAUCGGCUGGAGUGGGCAAGAUCUUCAUCAAGUACGAGGAACCCGAAGCUGCCAAGAAGGCGUUGCAAGCACUUGCGGGACGCAAGUUUGCUGACAGGACUGUUGUGACUACGUAUUUCGAUGAGGCGAGUUUCGAUGUAGAUGCUUGGUGAUGCUGCCGUCCUCUAAAAUCAACAUGACUGAGCCAUAAGGGCAGGGACUCAUUCGUGGGACUAUCUUCUUUCUCGAUCGGUAUCCUUUGCGGCACGGCCAUUGCAAUCUCAACCACCUUCAAGUCGUCGUUGGGAUUGUUGAGGGAUGACGAUCCAACAACGGGUUCCCGAGACACUGUCGCUGAUAAUACCGAUAGGGGCGAGUUGCUUGAACCUUCGCUGCCCUUCUCAUUAUCUCGCCCUGGAAGAGGUCUCCGGUGGUCUGGCAUUGGGCAUUUGCGUUCAACAUGCGCGGGGGGCACAGGAACCUCAAAAACCAUGUUUCUUUUCUGCUUUUUUGGAAGCUGGUUCGCAUGUACCCUGGAAUUGUGGCAAGGCGGGGAUGUCUCUCACAAACAAAAAAAGGGGGGGAAGCUGUAAACGUUCACAAGGAACAACAGACAGGGGGGACCGGGCGUGCACAGGCUCCUCACUGAUGAUGUAUUGGAUCAAGUUGGUUCCCUGGGCUGGUGGCUGGGCAGCUCUGAUCGGAUCGGAUCACAUCACAUCACAUCACAUAUACUCUUUUGAUCUUGUUCUCCCUCCCACCCACCUACCCGCCUGCACACUUGUACUUUUAGAACCAAACCGAAGAGAGAAAAAAAAAAGCCCCCUUGGGUGCUGCGUUGCGCCUUUGUUGUAUACCAGUACAGUACCGCCUUAGGAGGGGGUAUACCGGAGCACCAACGCCGACGAAUAAUCAAGGAGCCUCUGCGUGUGUAUACCGCCGAGUAAUAAAUAUGUGGGACAUUCGAGGUUCUGUUGUAUAG
Messenger RNA from Cladophialophora immunda, 2661 nucleotides. RefSeq lists its product as uncharacterized. Gene Ontology annotation, biological process: mRNA processing. Gene Ontology annotation, cellular component: commitment complex; nuclear speck; U2-type prespliceosome. The coding region runs from base 188 to 1852 and encodes 554 amino acids. NCBI's taxonomy places the organism in Eukaryota, Fungi, Ascomycota, Eurotiomycetes, Chaetothyriales, Herpotrichiellaceae. The transcript has 6 exons. Gene Ontology annotation, molecular function: pre-mRNA 3'-splice site binding; poly-pyrimidine tract binding. The record is from RefSeq and is a predicted model, not a curated record.